AAAAGGAGGAAGAGGAGGAUCAAGAAGAAGGGACCCCAGAGGGCGGGCUGGCAGUGACGGAGGCGGUCCCGAGGUUUGGGCAUGGCUGGAUCCAGAAGUGAGUCAGGUUGCCCUGAAGUGGAGGUCGCCCCCAAGUCGGCAAGGGUGUGUAUGUUGAGUAGGUGUACUAGCCAAAUCAUCAGCCAUAUCACAAGGAACAAGUCCAACUUGUUUUAAGAGGAAGAUAUUUGACGGAAAAGUCUGCAAACUCAUUCCCUGAAGGAGGCUGUGGGUUUUUCAUCUGCACUGAAGAGACCCAAUCUUCCAUAGAGAAGAAGAUAUACAGCAUGCUGGCUAUGGAAAUAUGGAGUUGAAGUCCGAUACAGUGGCUGAAUUUUCAUGAUACAUUUAAGCAGCCAACAACUUAAUAUCCUCCCACGAUGGCAGAAGCUCACCAGGCUGUGGCAUUUCAGUUCACCGUCUCUCCAGAGGGUAUUGACCUUCAGUUGAGCCAUGCAGCUAUCAAGGAGAUUUACCUUUCAGGCCUGCGUUCCUGGAAAAAGAAAUUCAACCAACUACGGAAUGGUUUUGUGACAGGUGUGUAUCCUGCCAGCCCCUCCAGUUGGUUUUUCAUGGUUACAGCCAUCCUAGUAACCCAGUUCUCUCGUCUUGACCCCUCCAUGGGCAUGAUUGACAAAAUAAAGGAACAUCUGCCAGUCAGCAAUUAUCUGUCAGAUCAGGGCCUGAAUGUCCUCAGUGUCCUGGCCUUUUCCACAUUGCUGUGGCUGGCUCUCAUUAUGACUAUGCGUAGCAUUCUUAAGAUGCUGCUAUGCUACCAUGGAUGGAUGUAUGAGGAGCAUGGUCGGAUAUCCAACACCACAAAGAUCUGGUUGGCUUUGGUGAAAAUCUUCUCUGGUCGUAAACCCAUGUUGUAUAGCUAUCAGGCCUCACUGCCUCGCUUGCCUGUUCCAGCUAUUACGGAUACAAUGCGGAGGUAUCUGGAAUCCAUACGACCUCUGAUGACUGAUGCAGAAUUCUAUCGAAUGACAGGUCUUGUCCGUGACUUUGAACGGACCCUUGGACCACAACUGCAGUGGUAUCUCACGCUGAAAUCUUGGUGGGCACCCAACUAUGUAAGUGAUUGGUGGGAAGAGUAUGUGUAUCUCCGUGGGAGGAGCCCCCUGAUGGUAAAUAGCAACUAUUAUGGCAUGGAUUUCCUUUAUGUCACACCUACUCCAGUCCAAUCUGCUCGUGCUGGGAAUCUUGUUUAUGCCAUACUGCUGUACCGACGCAAACUCAUCCGGGAGGAAAUCAAACCAAGCAUGGUUCCUAAUUCCUUCAUCCCCCUCUGUUCGGCCCAGUGGCAGCGCCUCUUCAACACCACCAGGUUGCCUGGGGAGGGGCAGGAUAAGAUCCAACAUCUACAAGACAGUGAUCACAUUGCAGUAUACCAUGCAGGACGCUUAUUUCGGGUAUCGUUGUAUUACAAGGGGAAGCUGCUGGAGCCCUGUGAAUUUCAGGCACAGUUUGAAGCUAUCCUUUGUGACCCUACACCCCCUCUGCCUGGGGAGGAGAAAUUGCCUUCAAUGACUGCAGGUGAAAGAGAUGCCUGGGCCCGGGCCCGCCAGACCUACUUCGAGUCUGGGAUUAACAAGGAGUCCUUGAGCAUCAUUGAGAAAGCUGCUUUCUUUGUCACUCUUGACACAAGUGAACAAGGCCUGCGAGGGCCCAAUCCAGGUCAGGCUUUGGAUGUCUAUGCAAAAUCCUUGCUACACGGACACUGCUGUGACAGGUGGUUUGACAAAUCUUUCAACCUGAUUGUUUACCGCAAUGGGAAAGCCGGAAUCAAUGCAGAACACUCAUGGGCAGAUGCGCCUAUUGUUGGACAUCUUUGGGAGUACACACUUGCCACAGAUUCAUUCCAGCUGGGAUAUGAUGUUGAAGGGAACUGCAAAGGCAAGAUGGAUCCCAACAUCCCUCCACCUCAAAAACUGGAGUGGGAAAUAUCAUCAGAGUGCCAAGAGGUGAUCUUGCAGUCCUUUAUUUUGGCCCACGCUUUGGCCAGUGACGUUGAUUUUCACGUCUUUACCUUUAAGGACUUUGGCAAAGGCCAUAUCAAGAAAUGCCACACUAGUCCGGAUGCUUUCAUCCAGCUUGCCCUUCAACUAGCACAUUUUCGGGACAUGAACAAGUUCUGUCUCACUUAUGAAGCAUCUAUGACUCGUCUUUUUCGGGAAGGCCGAACAGAAACAGUUCGUUCCUGCACCAUUGAAUCUUGCAACUUUGUGAAGGCAGUGAUAGAUCCUACUCAAACUGAUAGUUCAAGGUUACGCCUUUUCCGAGUGGCAGCUGAGAAACACCAGAAUCUUUAUCGGCAAGCCAUGAUAGGUGCUGGCAUCGAUAGGCACCUUUUUUGCCUCUACGUUGUCUCUAAAUACCUUGGCCUGGAUUCUCCUUUCUUACGUGAGGUAUUAUCUGAACCAUGGAGACUCUCCACUAGUCAGACUCCCAUUCAACAAUUAGAGCUAUUUGACCUACAGAAUAAUCCUGACUAUGUUUCUUGUGGUGGUGGAUUUGGACCGGUUGAUGAUAAUGGAUAUGGAGUAUCUUACAUCAUUGUCGGUGAAGAUCUCAUCAAUUUCCACGUGUCAUGCAAAUUCUCCGGCCAAGGAACAGUGAGUCUGGCUAAUAGUUUUCCUAGCAGGAUGCACACCGUUUUGGGUUUAAUAUCCGGAAAGCCAUGAAUGACAUCUUGAACCUUUUCCAAACAAACCACACUGCCCAUGCCACAGCUGGCAAGUGACUGAAUAAAUGCCAGCAAUAUUGUACAGUUAGUUAUCAAUGACACAUGUUGAGUGUGUUUUUUGUUCACUAAUCAGCAGGGAUUUUUGGAAAGGGGGGGGAGGGGAUACCCAGGGGCCAGUCCUGAAGAAGUCUGCAAGUACAGUGGAGUUCAUCUUUGGAUUUAAAGACCUGGAUUCUACUGUAUAUCAAAUACCACAGAUCUCUAGGCAAAUAAGGGUUCUUAUUCACCCUGCCCACAUUUCUGUAUUUCCUAAAGAUCUGAUGGGGAAGAUUGCUAACCAAGGCUUGUUUGUGGAUGAAGAAACAUCUGUUGCUGGAUUAGAACAGAAAAGUUGGGAGCUUAGCUGAUUGAGGUUUCUGCUCCAAACUCCCACGUGGAUUUUCUGAAGCUGUGCCUCCUCAGCCAUUUGCAACCAGCUGCUAAGAAUCUCUUCUUCCUGUGCUCCAGCCACUUCAGACCAUUGGUUUGUUGCCUGCCUAUUCUGUGCUUCAUAUAUGAAGGACUCAGUCCCUGUGGCUGUGAUUAUACUAUUCCUAUAAAGUGCUUCAAAUAGGAUGAUGGAUGAUAUUUUUGAGAACUGAAUUCCUCAUUCUUACCCUUUAAUGUCUGAGGAAAUCAGUAUGAAUUCAAUGUAGGGGAAAGGAAUCUUAAUGUAAGUCAGAUCAAUUGGUCUAUCUCUUAGUAUUAUAAAUGUUAAUAAAACUCCAGAGUGGGAGUUCUUGCCAAAAAUGUCUGGUUUUGGUCAACUGAAGGGUUGGAAAGUGAUAAGGAGCAUGUUUAAAAACCCAGAGGUUUUGAAGAGAGGCCUCACUUGCAGAAGUGCUCAAUGCUGCCUCUUUUAAAUGUCCUUUUAGCAGAUAAGCCAGACUUCUCCUCUCCAGGGACUUUAGCAAGUAGUUUUGGCUACCAUCCUUUUGCAUAAUUUCUGCAACUGUGAUUUGAAGACCAUUUUUUUAAAUAUAAGGGCUUAACUUAUUAGGGAAACUGUUAAAAAUGUGGCACGGCCAGACUACAGUUAGGAAAAUAGAUAGUAUUAUGAUCACUUAUUCAGAUUUACUGUUUUCAUGCAACUUCCAAAAAGCUUUUGCACUUCAUUAUCUUCUGAGCGUUCAUAGCAAGAUGUUUUUCAGCUCCUUAAUUGCAUUGAAUGCAAACUUAUUAGAUUGGGACAGUGCUUGGCAUUUGGAUGGCAUGCUCUUGGGCAUACUUGUUUAAGGUGGGUCUUACAACAGCGCUUCUGUUUGUGCAUGAGCCUCCAAGGCUGUUCCAGAUCCUGCUUCCAUUGAGAUCAGAGCAAUUAUUAGAUGUUGGAGAAAAGGAAGGCCUACAGAACUCAUUAACCCAUUGGGGCAUCGUGCCAAGCAAAUCAUAGGUGUAAUACUUGUAAUCAUGACGCUGUAGGUCACCAAGCAAACAAAGUCAGCGGUUUGACCUAAGAGAGCAAAGUACCACAGGGAAAAGCAGCCUGCAUUCUCCCAGAACUGUCUCUGCAGGACUCUAUUGCCACCUGAUGGCUUGCAUGCAUUGGGUCACAAGGCACGGUCAGACCUGUGACUGUAGCAAGUGAUGGGAACAGCAAAGUCAUAGAAAAAAUACUAAAGGAUAGAUUUGGAUCUAAUGGAUCAGAUCACUUUACUGAGUGGUAAUGCUUGAGGCUGAGAGCUAUUGGCUCCUGCAGAUACGACAGUCCUUAUAAGGGAAACAUUAGCUCUCCUCCCACCCCUGGUCUUCCGAGUUUAGUACGUAAUGUGUAAAAAACAAUGGCAACCAAUGAGAAUCUAAAGCAAGUGAUUAUGUAUAUAUGUGAAGCCCAGUACUGAAAAUUCAAAGGUUAUGCUGUGAAUUACAUACAGACUAUGUAGUGUAGGAAGCUCUUUGGAAUAUAAUAGCAAUAGCAGAUUUAUAUACCACUUCACAGAGCUUUUACAGCCCUCUCUAAGCAGUUUACAGAGUUAGCAUAUUGCCCCCAACAAUCUGGGCUCAUUUUACCAACCUCGGAAGGAUGGAAGGCUGAGUCAACCUGGAGCCAGAGAGAACCAAACUGCUGGCAAUCGAGAGUCAGCAGGAUUAGCCUGCAGUACUGCAUUCUAACCACUACCACUAUGGUUCAACUACAAGAUAGCUUUUUAAAAAAAACUAUUCAUAGUUUAGUUUAGCUUAGUGCAGGGUUGAGCAAAUAUUAAGCAGCUGAAAGUUUCACUUUUAAUUUAUAUUUUGGAUGGCUUAGGAGAAAUCAUACACAGAGAAAUGGCAAGGGAUAUCAAAUGGGGGUGAGAAUUGAGUUUAUUUUUAAAAUGACUCAUACCUUUUAGCUUCACUCCCUGUCCCCAGAACAGCAGAUACAGGUAGACUCCAACUGACAACCACAAUUGGGACUGGCAUCUCCGUCACUAAGUGAGGCAGACAUUAAGUGAGGUGCACCUGAUUUUACAACCUUUUAUGCCCUCAACAUCCAGGAAACUGCAACUGUCAUAAAUACAUGCUGGUUGCAAAGAAGCCAAUUUUGAUCACAUAACCACAGGGAUAUGCAAUGAUUGUAAGGGUAUCAUAGUAAAUCACUUUUUUUAGCACUGUCAUAACUGAAUGGUUGCUAAAUGAAUCUAAGUACCUGUAACAUACAUAUUUCUGACAUUUGGCAGUUAAUUAUAACCAACACAAGUAGCAUUCCUAGUACAUGUUUAUCUCUGAAGAGGGGAAAUACUUGGAACCACCAUUUUGGUGCCUUUCCAUUACUGGUCUUAACUUGUGGGCUAUCAAGAGACUCAUUAUAGCUCAGCUGUAUUUGCAAUAGCUGAUGCUCAGCUUUUUUUAUCCUGUAAAAUGCUCUGACAUAAAACAACAAUUUGCUGAAGACGGCUAGCCUAGUUACAAGGCUGCAGAAGGAUUUAAAAUGGUUAAACAAAUAAUGCCUGCCCCAGCCAAAUGCUAGUGUUCUCUUGACAAUUUCAGCUAUCUGACACAAGAAGCUGGAAGGGAAAGAAAGAGCAAAACUAAAUUUCUCUUCUUAUAUAAUUUUAUUUAGAAACUCGUCAGUGAUUCUUUUUCCUUUUCUUCCACCCUACUAUUUCUCAGACUUCCCCCCUAUUUCACCUUACAGAAAUAUCUGGGAAGAGACAGAUCAAUUACAAAGGACUUUUAAAAUUAGGACAUAAGUUGGAAAUUAUCCUUCAUAAAACCACCAAAAGACUAAGAUACUAUGUCCAUGGAAUAAAUAACUGCAAAAAUGAUGGAUUUCUAUAUAUUCAAAAAAUGCAUAAAUAAAAUAGAACAAAACUGACAUUCUAAACUUUAAGCUUUGCAAUAAAAGUGAAGAGAAAACUGGAGACACACAUAUACUAAUUUGCCUAUUAAUGAAAAGAAAGACUGUGUUCUGAGCACACGUAUCUCAACACCUGAAGCUUGAACAGGCAAUAUGUUGCAACAGCUAUAAUUCACUUUUUGUGAAUGCCUUUAGAUUUAUUCAGCUGGACAUGGAAAGGUUUUUUCUACUUCCCAAAGUUAGUUCACUGUCCUACACCAACCUCAACGCUAUUGUCCUUUCUACAAAAUACAAAAAAAUAUUUAUAGGAAAGAUGGAAAUGAGAAAUAGAGCAACAUGGAAGUAAACAGGAAGACCACUCAAUCAGAAGCUAAUGCAAAACUAUAGCUGAGCAAUUUGCAGCGUUAUUCACCUCUGAGUCACAUUUGGACUUGGAAAAAUAUAUGGAGGCUACACUUGUCAAAAUCAACAGGGCCAGGACAAAACAAAAUUUAAUGAACACUUAUCAUUACAAUUAAUACUGUUGAUUAUUCCCUGUCAAUGUAAUGACUUUCAUUUUCAGUCAUAUUAAAUUUACCAUUCAGUACUAAUAGAAGUGCUCAGGAAAGUACAUCCAGGAUUUUCAGAAGCUGCAUUUAACUCUUGGACUAUGAUCUCUGACUCUGGAUUUCCCUGUAUUAGCUAAGAUGAGAGGAAGAAAAGCUUAGUGACAAAGCUAUUGUGCUUUGCCCACUGAAGAUCACUGGUUCAUUUUUCAAGCUCUCAAAAUAUUUUUAGUAGUAUUUAGAAACACUUCUGAAAGAAAUUUUGAUGAACUGAUGUCCAAUUAGAAUGGAAAUAGGAUUCAGGAUAAGGCAGCUUUGCAGACUGUACGUCCAUAGCCAAGGACCUGCCUCCAGACUUCCCAGUACAAGGCCAUCUCGAUCUGGCCUGCAUCAACUUAGGAUCGGAAAAAUGCUCCAGAAAGACUGCACUCUGGAAACAUUUUAUUGGGGGCAGGAGGGUCUGGGGUUAGUCUACUCUGUGCCUCACUGUGUCAUCGUCUUCUGCAAACGCUGGCAGCUGGGGCAUAUGCCUUCUGAUUGGGUCCGCUGCUUCAGCUCCUCCAAAAUGGGUGCCAUCGCAUGUUCAAACAUCUUUCGCAGCACCUCUGUAUUCACAAUGCUGUAGCUGUGGGCGGGAAUCAAGAAGUGAAAAAGAAAAAAAGAAAAGAAGGGAUGCCAUUUACAUAGUCAAUGUAGAAAAUAUGAUAGGUUUAAAUCUUGAAAGAGAGAGAAGCAGCCCAGAUACAGAGUCAAGGAAACUCCCUCCACGCAAUGUCAGAAGAGCGCAAUUUGCUGCAUUGAAAAUAACAUAAAUAUAAGGUAUAUCUGGAAGUGAGCUUAUUUAAUAUACUGUAAAUAUGACAAAGCAGCCCUAAUCCAAUUUAAUAUUACUUUAGGACAAAUUCCCCCUUUUCCAGAACUGAUAGAGUGGUCUCAAAAUACCGUUAGAAGAAAAGAGAGGACGUAGGCAAUACAUGUAUGAAACAUCUAAGCUGGAAAGAGAGUUAAAAAGCAUCCAUUUUAAAGCCCAACUCUUCUUGAUUCUUCUAAAUAUGCAUGCCAAUUACAUGAGCUUUAGCAACUUGAACUUUUU
This is a messenger RNA of Ahaetulla prasina, 7682 nucleotides long. RefSeq names its product carnitine palmitoyltransferase 1C (gene CPT1C). The record is from RefSeq and is a predicted model, not a curated record. Bases 420 to 2723 code for a protein of 767 amino acids. Gene Ontology annotation, biological process: carnitine metabolic process; fatty acid metabolic process. The transcript is spliced from 21 exons. Gene Ontology annotation, molecular function: carnitine O-palmitoyltransferase activity. Gene Ontology annotation, cellular component: mitochondrion. NCBI's taxonomy places the organism in Eukaryota, Metazoa, Chordata, Lepidosauria, Squamata, Colubridae.